AUGUCGAAUCCUAUUGGAGUACAAGCAGAUAUCACUAACAUCCCCGGUGCGCUGACUGCAUUGACUUCCAUAACACCACUCGUUCGCGCUCUCUCUGCCGACGGUGUCAAUCCUCUGUCAGUCGUCCAACUUGAGGAGAUUGGUUCCAGAUUUCCCAUGAGUGGGCCACUGGCGGAAAGAACUAUGGACGCUCUCACGAGGAGGGGGUCAGCCUUGACGCUUUGGAGGGCCCGGGUGUCCGUCGGUUGGAUGAGGGGAAAUACUCUUUGGGCAUUAUCGCAGACGGCUGGGGGUCAAGCUUCAGCACUCUUGAUAGUCUGCCUUUUCGAGCUGUGCCGUAGUAAUAUGACCGGCCAUAUCCUAUUCAAACUCUCCGACGCCAUUCUGCCCCGAGACCGUCGUCUCUCGAGUAUGAGUCAACUCUCGGAUCUUGCAGAGAUUGUAUCAAGUAAAAUGCAAGCCGUACGCUUUGGACAGCAUUUCGCAGAGCAGGUGACUCGGAUUCGAAUGACAUACUUUAAUUCGAAUGUCAAUGUCCCUUGUCCAGAUAUGGCUUCUCUUUUGGACAGAAUAGAGGUCGACUCUCUAGUGGAUAUUUUAAGCAAAGCUCAGACUGCGCUACAGGAUGAGAUGACAACUCUCCGCAUAGAAGGGUUUGUGGGAAUUGCAUAUCUUGCUGCCCUCUUUACUGGCCUUUGUCAAGAUGACGUCCUCCUACUAGUCGAGAAUGAAGUCAUAUUCCAGGGGCUAAGACGCUCAAUUAUCAUCUCGGUGGUUCAUGGGAAGAAGAUUUUGGAAACCUCGCUAGAAAUUUCCUUUAAUUUGUGUAAGCAGAUUGUUCAGUUGAGGCAUGGUGAUUUUUUAGGUCGUCUAGGGGCAAUGUCAGGAUUUGAUCGCUUAAGCUUCUCAACUAUGGAAACGGGGAAAAAAAGGUGUCUCGGAGCCAUGGUCAUCCUUCCCUUGUCACAGCAGGUAACACAGAAUGACGAAAGGGAGCCUAGUCUCUAUUUGUCUGGGAAAUCUCUUCAUGGCUAUCAUUCUCACUUUUAUGGCGCCCGAUUUCCCUGGGAAUUUCUGCAGGAGCCGAAUACUACGUCCGAGAGCAACCUGGAUUGCUCUUUGGGGUCGAUCUAG
Messenger RNA from Orbilia oligospora ATCC 24927, 1134 nucleotides. RefSeq lists its product as uncharacterized. NCBI's taxonomy places the organism in Eukaryota, Fungi, Ascomycota, Orbiliomycetes, Orbiliales, Orbiliaceae. Bases 1 to 1134 code for a protein of 377 amino acids. The transcript has a single exon. The record is from RefSeq and is a predicted model, not a curated record.